This is a messenger RNA of Asparagus officinalis (garden asparagus), 2329 nucleotides long. RefSeq names its product GTPase-activating protein GYP7-like. Lineage: Eukaryota; Viridiplantae; Streptophyta; Magnoliopsida; Asparagales; Asparagaceae. Gene Ontology annotation, biological process: activation of GTPase activity. Gene Ontology annotation, molecular function: GTPase activator activity. The record is from RefSeq and is a predicted model, not a curated record.
GGUUCUCUGUAAACAACCAAAUCCCAAUUCUCAUUCCCGCUCGCGAUGCUCAUUGAAGAAGAAGAAGAAGAAAUCGUAACGGAGCAGCUCGAUCUCGCCGAUGACUCCGAUUACGCCGCCUCCCAACGACAGGGUUUAGGCGACGGUGUUCGAUUGGAUUCGGUCGAAAGGAGCGGAUUCGACAAGAGCUCGGAGUUCGAGAUCGUCUAUUCGAAGGUUAACGUCGCGAUCCAUCCAAGUCAGCUUGCAUCGGAGAGGAUUGAUGAUCGGUUGCGCCUCAUCAAGCAAGAACCUGAUGUCUUCUUGCCAUGGAUGCCAUUUAAGCCUAGUUAUGGUCGGGUUCGCUCAUUUGGACACAACUCAAACUCGAGUACCCUAGCAAAAGGUAGAGAUCUGUACACUGUCAAGGAUGUGCUGUUAAGUGAUAUACAUUCUGUCCGUAGGCAUACCCCUACACUUGGCUUGCAAUACAUAAUCAUUGCCCUAUCAUCAGGACUAGCAUAUCCUCCCCUUGAUUUCCACAGUGGAGGGGUUCGAGAAUGUUUUGCAGCACUAAAGCAGCAUGUUCUUAUUGUCAGGUCAUCAGAUGAUGCAAAUGUCUUUCUUGUGAAUAAUUUUCAGGAUCCUCUCAGAAGCUUGUCAUCUCUGGCAUUACCAAGGGCUCUUUCCAUCGCAAAAGAGGCAACUUUGCAAAAUUUAACUAAUUCAGUUUCUUCACUCGACUCACAGAGGCCUGAUGUGGACAAGUAUGAUGGGAGUUUCAGUACUUCAGAGUAUGGUGGAAGGCACAAGCAGAGAGUUAACGAUCCUGCUCAUGACAUUCCUCUUCAGCUUUUAGAGAAAUUUUCUCUACUGACCGAGUUUGCUUGGGAAACCGCUUCAAAUAUCUUUCACGAAAGUAAUGAAAUUGAUGCUUACGAGAAAAAAAAGAAGAAGGAUUCUUUUCGAGUCAUUGAAACUGUCUGUCUACAAAAUGAAACACAAGCAACUCCGGAGAAUUUGAAUACUUUGGAGUCUGAUGGGCUAAAUCUAAUGCGGGUUAAACCGAGGCAACGUCCUUUGGGUGUUGAAGAGUGGAUUGUCUUUUUAGACUCUGAAAGACGAAUCAUGGAUUCAAAGGCCUUGAGAAAAAGAAUAUUUUAUGGAGGGGUUGAACAUGGUCUGAGGAAGGAGGUGUUUUUUAUUGGGUUACAGGCAUAUGACUCGACAUUUGCUGAACAGGAAUAUCUUGCAACAGUUAAGAGAUCAGAAUAUGAAAUCAUAAAGUCACAGUGGCAGAACAUUUCUGCAACACAAGCGAGAUGGUUUACAAAGUUUAGGGAGAGAGGAGGCCUAAUUGAAAAGGACAUUGUGAGAAGUGAUAGAUCUGUCUCAUACUUUGAUGGAGAUGACAAUCCCCAUGUAGGAUGCUUACUUGAUGUACUGCUGACAUACUCAUUCUACAAUUUUGACCUUGGUUAUUGUCAGGGCAUGAGCGACUUCUUGUCACCGAUAUUAUUUGUAAUGGAAGAUGACUCAGAAUCAUUCUGGUGUUUUGUUGCUCACUUGCUCUCAGAACGUCUGGGACUAAACUUUAAUCGUGAUUGGAAUGGCAUGCAUUCUCAACUUUUUGCAUUGUCUAAGCUGGUGGAGCUUCUAGAUCAGCCACUGAACAACUACUUACAGCAAGACUGCUUUAACUACUUCUGUUUCCGUUGGAUUCUUAUACAGUUUAAAAGGGAACUUGAGUUCGAGCGAGUAACACGUCUAUGGGAGGUACUAAGGGCGCAGCAUCCAUAUGAGCACUUCCACUUGUACGUAUGUGUUGCUAUCUUGAAGAAGUGCCGAAGUAAGAUCGCAGGGGAGCAGACGGAUUUUGAUACUCUGUCGAAGUUCAUAAACGAGCUCAGUGGUCGCAUUGAUGUAGACGAGAUCGUAAGAGAUGCUGAGGCUCUAUGUCUCAAUGCUGGAGAGGAAGGUGCUGCUUGUAUUCCUACCGGAGCUCCACCAUCCAUUCCGGUAGUAGGAGAACCAGGUGACUAUAUUCUCAGCCUGGUGAAUUGUAACUGGGCGUUCAUGGUUGAAAUUGUUUUAAGCACUGAAUUGAUUGUUUUCUUUACUACUACAGUUGUUUGAAACUUUCGAGAUAGUUGCUUGGGACAUGGUGGUUUGUGAAAUAAGCUGAAUGUUAAAAAUUAUGGUAGUUUUCAAGUUGUCAUGAUUGUUGUUUGAAAUAUGACGAGAAGACGGAUGAUAAUAGCAAUAUAUGCGCUGAGAAUUGGCUAAGAUUUUGACAUGCAAACCGGCUAUUGCUGAAGAGAUUGGCGAAGAGUUUUUGAGGCAAAAAGUU